AUGUCAAAGUCAAACUCCAUUGUCAACACCCCUCUCCUGUUUCUUCUCAUAUGGGGCUUCACUGCGAGUGCUGGUUUUGCACCACCUUGUGAAUUUCCUGCAAUUUACAACUUGGGCGACUCUAACUCAGAUGCAGGAGGGAUAUCAGCUGCGUUUAAGCUCAUUCGAACUCCUUACGGAGAAAGGUUCUUCCAUAAGCUAGCUGGUAGAGAUUCUGAUGGCCGCCUCAUUAUGGACUUUAUAGCUGAGCGUCUGAAAUUGCCAUACUUGAGUGCGUAUUUGAAUUCACUUGGAGCAGAGUUUCUACAUGGUGCCAACUUUGCCACUGGAGGAUCAACGAUUAGCCUGCAGAGUGAGACCAUUUUUCAGUAUGGAAUUAGCCCUUUUGAUAUGCAGAUUGCGCAAUUCAAUCAAUUCAAAGCACGCUCCAAAUGUCUUUACAAUGAAGCAAAGUCAGACGCAGAUAGAAACAAACUUCCAAGACCUAGGGAUUUUGCAAAGGCUCUUUACACGUUUGAUAUUGGACAAAAUGAUCUUUCUGUUGGCUUCCGAAGGAUGAAUUCUGAUCAACUUCUAGCAGCAAUGCCAGACAUCAUUUACCAGUUAGUUUCAGCUAUAAAUAAUAUUUAUCUACAAGGAGGAAGGACAUUUUGGAUUCACAACACAGGGCCAAUUGGUUGCUUGCCUGUGAAUCUAUUCUAUGUCAAAAACCCACCACCGGUCUUUCUUGAUCCGUAUGGCUGUGUGAAGACUCAAAAUGAUAUGGCUGUAGAGUUUAACAAACAGCUUAUGGUCAAGUUAAGGGCAGAGCUCCCUGAUGCUGCAAUAACAUAUCUAGAUGUUUAUACUGCAAAGUAUGACUUGAUCAGCGAUACCAAAAAUUUAGGAUAUGCUGAUCCGAUGAAGGUCUGUUGUGGGUACCAUGAGAACUACGACCAUGUGUGGUGUGGAAACAGGGCAACCAUAGUGUAUGGGGCUUCUUGUAAAGACCCUUCAAAAUUUAUCAGCUAGGAUGGUGUACACUAUACUCAGGCCGCAAAUCAGUGGGUUGCUAAUCAUACUCAUUCUGGCACGUUGAUGGAUCCUUCAGUUCUGCUCGUCCAAGCAUGUCACAGGCUUUGAGUCUACCAUCAGUCUUACUUCUUAUUUUGGGAAACUAUGAAAAAUUAAAGAAUUAGUCCUACAAGAGAUCGCCUAACUGGUUCAUAUCUGGAAAGAUGUGGCCGUUUAGUUUAUAUGCAACCAUUUUAAGGUUGAUAA
Molecule: messenger RNA, 1260 nt
Organism: Mangifera indica (mango)
Lineage: Eukaryota; Viridiplantae; Streptophyta; Magnoliopsida; Sapindales; Anacardiaceae
Product: GDSL esterase/lipase At5g14450
Molecular function (GO): hydrolase activity, acting on ester bonds
Source: RefSeq, a predicted model, not a curated record